This is a messenger RNA of Melampsora larici-populina 98AG31, 1524 nucleotides long. RefSeq lists its product as uncharacterized. The record is from RefSeq and is a predicted model, not a curated record. NCBI's taxonomy places the organism in Eukaryota, Fungi, Basidiomycota, Pucciniomycetes, Pucciniales, Melampsoraceae. The transcript has 5 exons. The coding region runs from base 1 to 1524 and encodes 507 amino acids.
AUGGCAAACAAUCAAACAACUAGCCGAAUAACCCGUAGUGCUAGAGGAGAGGCUAUCAAAGAGGGAACGGUCAUCAUCGCCCCCCCUUCAUCAACCACGACCGUUCCACCCGCUGCUCCGGCGGAUGAUCUGGAAGGUACUGAUGAUCCCAACAAUGAUCAGUUGGAUGGUGAAACGAUUGAAGAGGAACGACGUGACGCGAUAGCCAGGUCCAUGGAUAGCUACACAGGGGAGGAUGAAGUGGAAGGUGAUGAGGUAGAAGAUCAAGAGUCUCAAGAAGAAGAUUCGGAGGAUGACACGUACAAUGCAGAACACGACUAUGGGAGUCCAGACUCUUCAUCUUCGGGGGACUCUUCGGAUUCAUCCGAUUCCGAGUCCAGCGCGAGGGCGGAAGAUUCUUCUGAGGAAGAUUCAUUGUCAUCUGAUUCUUCGAAUGAUUCGAGCGACUCAGAUGAUUCAGAAUUGACAGUCAAGGAGAAAAAGAAGCGUUCCAACAUGUCAAUCAAAGCGAUCGAUAAAGUGAUUGCGAAAGCUCUUAAAGCGAAGGAAAAAGCUAAGGCCCUUUUAGCAAAAGAGAAAGCCCCUUCUAGAGAUAGGAAAGCGGUGACUAAACACGGGAAACAAGUGUCGUCUUCAAAAACCAAGUCUUCAGCUAGCAGGAAGAGCAUCAAGAAAGAAAACGGCAUUCGUUUUCAAGAAGGAGCACCUUGCAAAUCUUCCCUUCCUACUCUCCAACCUUAUUGGGGAGAGGCCAUGAAGAACUUGUCAGAUAACGUUCCCCUUACCGUUCUGAACCCAACGUUUGUACAGAAAGACAAAGUCAAAAGUAGAAAGAACCAACCCGCCACGUCUUCGUCUAAGAAUACUCGUAACCGAGGUCUUACUCCCCCAUCCGAAUACGCGAUGACUUUCGGUGAAUGGGUGGACGGUAUAACCUUGUUGAGAAAGUACCUGAAGAAGGUAUAUCACUUCUCGAUCUUAUCCGAUCAGUUAAGAGGUCACGUGAAGCAUGUCAAAGACAUCAAGGGUAAGGGCGUCCCGGUCCCGGAUGCUAGUAUCUAUGUAGAAAGCAUUGAGAGGGCGGCGAAAGAGAAGGCAACUCGACAUGGUGAACUCAGCUCAGGGAAUGAGAAUCCAUACGCUAAAGGAGCUCGAUUCGAGCAUCGUGAUCCUAUCACGGGGGUUUGGGAAGAGUCGACAACUACCCUGUCCAAGAAGAGGAAACGCUCUUUAACCCGACCGAACUUGUCCUCAAAUCAUAGAAGAGCAACUCGCUUACCUAGAGCUCCUCGUCUCCCAGACAUCAUCGAGAUGCUCCCACCCUUACGAAGGGAUCAAGCAUCAGAAGUCCGUCAACCUAGUAAUAGAGGAACAGUGCGUAGAGGUAGAGGUGGAGCGUCUAAUGGUAGAGGAAGAACUCGCCAACACGCCCUCACCCCCUGUAGCACAUGGUCUUAUCUACCACCUUACUGUCCUUACCGCUCAUCCAGUAACAUGUCAGAGUCCUGUGAAAGUGUUGUAUGA